Molecule: messenger RNA, 916 nt
Organism: Eucalyptus grandis
Lineage: Eukaryota; Viridiplantae; Streptophyta; Magnoliopsida; Myrtales; Myrtaceae
Product: protein DMP2
Exons: 1
Coding region: 97-708 (203 amino acids)
Biological process (GO): endomembrane system organization
Source: RefSeq, a predicted model, not a curated record
CAAAAGAAGCAUCUCAUCACACCCAAACACUUAGAAUUUGCAGUCCCGAUUCACUAUCGUUAACUACAGCAAAAUCAGCUCACGUUUUUGCAAGAUAUGGCUCUCACAAGCUAUUUGAAAUCCAAGAGUAAUGCGUCUAAGCCCCGGGGCAUCAGCGGCACGACAUUCGCGUCCCUAGGGAACCUCAUCAAGCUCCUUCCGACUGGGACGGUCUUCAUGUUCCAGUUCCUCAACCCCGUCCUGACCAACAAUGGCCAAUGCCACACCUUCAACAAAUACCUCAGCGGCCUCCUCGUCGGUGCAUGCGCCUUCUCGUGCGCCUUCUCUUGCUUCACCGACAGCUUCACCGGCGCUGACGGUAUGAUCCACUAUGGCAUUGCCACUGCUAAAGGACUGUGGCCCUCAUCAACUGAGUAUUCCCGCACGGUUGACUUGUCCAAGUACAAGCUCCGGGUCGGCGACUUUGUGCAUGCAUUGCUCUCGACGACGGUUUUCGCAGCGGUGACCCUACUGGACCCAAACACUGUGGAGUGCUUCUACCCAUCGUUCAAGUCGGAGCAGAAGGUCUUGCUCCAGGCUCUGCCUCCGGUGAUCGGCGCCAUUUCUAGCGCGGUUUUCAUGGUAUUCCCUAGCAACAGGCAUGGGAUUGGGUAUCCUUUUUCUAGUGACGAGUCCGAUGAUCAAAGUGCUUCCGAGGAGGCGGAAUGAUUCAAAAGGGAAAAGAAGAAAAAAGGAUGCUUUCAUAUGUUAUUUGCCUGUUUGUGGAGUUGAACCUUGGAGGUGUGUGCUUGUGGUUUCUUGCUCUUGUGUUGGGCGUUUGUCACUUUCCUGCUCUUUUUCCUUGUUCAUAUAAACUAUUUUGAUUAUGUAAAGAGUGGCAUGACAAUAGUCUCAAAUUUAUCAUUGUUUUAGUUCA